This is a messenger RNA of Trifolium pratense (red clover), 2166 nucleotides long. Its product is annotated as FBD-associated F-box protein At4g10400-like. The transcript is spliced from 4 exons. The record is from RefSeq and is a predicted model, not a curated record. Gene Ontology annotation, molecular function: protein binding. The coding region runs from base 543 to 1736 and encodes 397 amino acids. Lineage: Eukaryota; Viridiplantae; Streptophyta; Magnoliopsida; Fabales; Fabaceae.
GAAGACUGAAACAACAUGGGUCGUCUAUGUUUCUCUUUACUAUUCUUUGAGCCUUUAAGUAUUGCUUUCGAGACCCUAAAUGCAUCUUUCCAGAUUUGAGAUCAGCUCAUAUAAUCGGAUCAUACAGACGGACACAGAACGUGCAUGUCUGGCCACGAGUGACAAUGACGGGAGGAGAUGACAGGAUAUACUGAAAUUAUAAAUUAUAAUUUUCAAUUAAAAAUUUUAAGUUUUUUUUUAUCUUUUAAAGAUUUUAAAUUUCAAAUAAAAUAUCAUUAAAAUUUCAAAUUUAAGAUUUUUUUUAAUCUUCCGUCAAAAAAAGAUCUUUUUUUAAUCUUUUAAGAUUUGUUUAUUAUUUAAAAACAUGAUGAUUUGAGUCAAAAAAAAAAAAUCAUGAUGAUUUAAAGAUUUGUUUUGUCUCUGGCUAUAUAUUUGUUUGACAGAAUCUCUGGCUAUAUAUAAAUAAAUAGCUACUUAGCCAUCACGAAUAAUAAUAAGAGAAUUAAAGUAGCGGUCCUUAUUAUACAAAAAAAAAAAAAACAAUGGCGUGCGAGGAGGAUGAGGAUAGGUUAAGCAGUUUAACUGAUGAUAUCUUGCAUCAGAUUCUGUCUUUGACUCCGACCAAAGACGCAGUUAAAACAGGAGUACUUUCAAAGAGAUGGUAUGGUCUAUGGCGUAGUUGUAUUAAUAUCUACUUCACAAAUAUCAAUUUGGAAGACGAAUCCUCUAUACUCAACUUCAAUCUGUUCCUGAGCCAGAUCUAUUAUGUACACCACUUUGAAUACAUUCUCUUCAACCGUUUCUACAUCGACAUUCAAUAUUCGGCAGACCCUAAUGAUAUAAUCUCUCAUAGCAUUCCCAGUCUCUCCCAAUGGAUCAAAUAUGCUGCUGGCGCCAGAGUUAAGUUUCUUCAUCUUCUUCUAAAUUAUGUCCAUGGUAAUCUUCAUCAUCUUAAUUCAUCCCCCCAUUUGCCUAGUGGCGUCUUGCGUUGCAAAACCCUAAUAGUCCUCAAGCUUCGCUGGUUUUUAGUAAAAAGUUUUCCUUUUACUGAUAAAGUUGAUUUUCCCGAACUCAAAACCCUUCAUUUGGAAGACAUUAACUUCAAAACCCAUUCGCUAUUUAUGUUGUUUCUUGCUGGAUGUCCGGUUCUUGAGGAUUUAAAGGUAGCCAAUGUAUUCUUCUUGGAGGACAAGACGGAUGAGGAUGAUCAAGUGUCCGCAAGCUUAAACUUAAGCAACUUGAUUAGAGCAGAUAUUACUAACUGUUGCUUUCGUUUUCCGAUCAAAACACUUUUUAAUCUGGAGUUUCUAAGGAUACAACUAUCGCCACAGAUGUAUACUCCUGAUGAUUUUCCCACCUUCCAUAAGUUGACUCAUUUGGUGAUCAAUAAUAUUUCGGAUUUGGUACUACAAAUGCUCCACCACUGUCCUAAACUUCAAAAUCUCGAACUUUAUCAGAAGACACAAAGUGAGUCGUGGGAUAACAGAGAACAGGGAAGUUGGGUGGUCCCAAAAUCCGCUCCAAAAUGCCUUUCAUCAUAUCUUCGAAGGUGCACUAUUCGGGACUUUGCACUUCAAGACCUACAUCAGGACAUUAUGUUAGCAAGAUAUAUUCUAAAUAAUGCUGGACUUUUACAAACCAUGACAAUAUGGAGUGACAAGGAAAAACAUGAAAUAGAAAUCGAAUUAUCUUCAUGUCCAAGGGCCUCUGCAACAUGUCAAAUUUCAGUUUCUUGAUCAUAAUAGGAUAGCUUCUAUGGACAUUCGCUGCCAGGAAACUGCUGUAUAACUGCUGUAUUUGAUGGUUUGAUGAACUCUGCUCAUGUGCUAUCUUUUCUUUUCAUUGCUUAUGCAUAGGCAGAAAUUAAAUAAGCCUCUGUUUUUUUUCAAUGGAAUCCUAUCAAUCUGUCUUAUUUUGAUAUCAUUUAUAUUUGAGGUGUUCAUCAUCAUCUAGUCGCGAUCCUGAGAAUCUGCACAUGGAGCUAGUAAUGGUCAUGGAAUUAGUAAGGGACAUGAAGCUAGUCAGUGAGCUGCUGUUCACAGAGCUGCAUAUGUUAAUUUUAGUCUUUAUCAAUGAAGAAUGAAUGCUUAAUUUGUUUUUUUGUUGGUAUUAAACAUAUAUAAUUUUAUACUUGGUUAUAACUUUGCAUGUUAUUUUUAUUUUUGU